GACGAUGAUGAAGAGGAUUACGAUGAUGAAGAUGAGGAGGAGGAUGAGGAAGAUGGAGGUAUCGAAGGCUUCUCUCAAAUAAAUGCCUCCGAGGAGAUAGAGAAAGGAAAGGCAGUUCAGUCACAGCUAGGAUUAUGGGAUAGCUUCAUGGAAAGUCGUAUAAAACUGCAGAAGGCCCUACACCUUUCUAACCAGCUCCCUCAAUGUCAGACGUUAGACAGGUUCUUAGAAGAGGGGGAGGAGGAUGGAGACCUGCCGAUUAUUCUCAAGAAAAGUGAGAAAGAAUUGACUAGACUCAUGCAGUCUCUUGUCAGUCUCCAGGAUACAUUAUUACAGCAAAACCCAGAGACACAACACAUCAUUCAUGGAGAAACUCCUGGCAGUCAGUCUAUAAAUGCAAAUGAAGAUGAUGACGAUGACGAGGAGAUACCCAGCGACACCGACAACGACGAGCCUAAGACGGCGUCGCCUGCCGUGGAGAGGAAAUCACUGAAGCGGAAACUGGAUCCCUCGGACUUUGAGGAGCACCUUGCCAAGCAUCACAAGAACUUUGAAUCAUUUAGGAACAAUACGAUCCAAAAGUGGUAUGAAAAGACGAGAUUGUCAACGGGAAAGUUGAAUAAAAAGUCUUUCAGCGGCUUUGAGAGGUCAGCACUGGUCCAAAUCCAGCAGAUUUUACAAGAUCAGAACCGAUUGGUGCAGAGGACGCAGCUAAAGAGAUCAGAGUACACUGUCUUGGGUCAAAGGUCACGUGUUUCAAAGAGAGAAGAGGAAAGCCAAGAUGAAGAGAAACAAGAUGAAGACAUACCAGAAAUAGCCAACCAACAUCUCAAGAACCAUGAUCCAGAGAUCUUUGAUGAUGAUGACUUCUACCAUCAGCUGCUGCGUGAAUUGAUAGAAAGGAGAACAAGUUCAACAACUGAUCCUAUACAACUAACCAGACAAUGGUUACAAGUGCAGAAGCUGAGAACCAAGGUCAAGAGACAGGUCGAUACCAAGGCAAGCAAAGGAAGAAAAGUCAGAUAUGAUGUCCAUCAGAAGCUAGUUAGUUUCAUGGCUCCGGUGGACACAUCCACCAUGUUACAGGAGGCAAGGAUGGAACUUUUCAAAUCCAUCUUUGGGCAGAGCCUGACAGAGGAAGAAACGGCAAGAUAACAUUGACCUUGAUAGACACACCAAGUUGCAUCUUUAUUGUGACAUCGCUCAUUUCUGUUCUUCCCGACAAGAGCCCUUAAUACUUUGUAAAAAUGCAUUCGGUGUAAAUAACGUAAAUAAUGAUGCAAAUUACCACAGCAAGCUAAAGUUUAUAUCAUGUACUUUAUUUAUUUAUAGUGAUUAAAAUUGUUCACAUAUUUCACCAGAUGUAAAUGAUAUACAUUAUUAUAUUUACCCAGUUGAUCAGGGCCCCGUCUAACAAAGAAUUGCGAUUGAUCCAAUCAACCACAACUAUGGAAAUCCAGCAAUGUCAUCUCAAAAGCAUGUUUGUGCAAUGCAUUCAGUGUGAUUGUCUUUGUUUACAAAGGACAUAGUGCACAUAUCCUUCGGAAAAAAUUAUGACAUUGAUGGAUUUCCAAAUACUUCAUGUUUAUCGGAUCAAAGUAACUCUUUGAAAGACGGGGGCCCAGAUGUAAACAUUUAGUGUACUGUCUGGUAAUAAAUAUUAAGUAGAUUACUAAGGGGUGGUACAAGAAAACAUUUGCGAUCAAUUGCAAAUUUCUAUUGCAAUUUUACAAUUGAUAGAUCAUUUUCAUCUUAAGAAAAUUAGAAUACAUUGCUUGUUGCAAGAGGCAAUCAAUUUGGUUGAUGCACAAUACGGAGCGCCACCUAUUGGUUGCAGCAGACAGGCCCGAAUUCGCAAUGCCUCAUGGGGGAAAAAGACAUUGAAAUCAAUCUCUGUGGGGUGCGCUGCAUGCAUGUGACUCGGCCGGCUUGCAUAUGCAGUUGAGGGGGGAGAAAAAUUUGCCACAAAUCCUAUGAAUUCUUCCUCCCUUUUGCCACGGUUUUCUUUGAAAGAUUUGUGAAUGAUACAGAGACCACCAAAAAGAUUCGCAAUUGAUCAAAAUUGUCUUGCAAUGCCCCUUUACAAAUACAAAUGAUUGACAUGUACAUGUAUAAACAUGAAUGCCGUGUUUCUUGAAUCUCGCUGAAUCGGUGAAAGCCACGUACAAUAUGAAUGAAUGCAAUGAUCGACCUAACACACAAAUCCAUUCAUUUCCACAUUACAAUUGGUCGUUUGUUGCAGAAUAAAUGGUUUAUAUAUUGUUAAAAACA
This is a messenger RNA of Lytechinus variegatus (green sea urchin), 2271 nucleotides long. RefSeq names its product protein AATF-like. Bases 148 to 1155 code for a protein of 335 amino acids. Gene Ontology annotation, cellular component: nucleolus; nucleus. Lineage: Eukaryota; Metazoa; Echinodermata; Echinoidea; Temnopleuroida; Toxopneustidae. Gene Ontology annotation, biological process: regulation of transcription by RNA polymerase II. The transcript is spliced from 10 exons. The record is from RefSeq and is a predicted model, not a curated record.